AAUACAAGCACAAGCAUUAAGGAUAUGUAGUGGGGCUUUUAAAACAACAUCUGUGCCAGCGUUACAGGUAGAAAUGGGGGAAAUGCCAUUGGAGCUAAGAAGACAGCAAAUCAUGACAACAUACUGGGUGAAUUUACAAGGACAUAAUAACCAUCCUGCAAUAAGUGCUAUUGAACCAUGCUGGGAACAUGGAAAAAGGCAAAUAAAUAGCUUUGGUUGGGUUGUUAGGAAAAGGGCAAGUGAAAUGGGUAUAAUGGAGAGGAAUUACUCUCCAACAGUAGUUCUGCCAACUAUACCUCCUUGGUUUUUACCACAGCCAGAGAUAGAUUUUAGCCUCCUUGAACUGAUGAGAGAUGAAUAUGGGGGAAAUUAUAAGAUCUUUAAUUCAUACAUCAGAGGAAAUUAUUACGGUUAUUUACAGAUUUAUACCGAUGGUUCUAAAGAUCCUAAAACAGGUAGAGCAGCAGCAGCAGUAGUAAUCCCUGAGUUUAAUGUUGAGUGUGGAAAGAGAAUUACCGAUGAUAUAUCUGUAUAUGCAUGUGAAAUGAUGGCCAUGAUUAUUGCUUUGCAAUGGGUAGAGGAGGUCAGGCCAGAGAGAGUGGUAAUUGCAUCAGAUUCAUGUGCAGCAUUAAUGAGUUUAAAAUGUUGCAACUCCAGGAGUAGAGAGGACUUACUGUAUGAAAUACUGCAAUCAUUAUUCAGAAUUCAUCAAAUACAUUUGUCUGUUAGGUUUGUGUGGGUCCCUGCACAUGUUGGAAUUGAUGGGAAUGAAAAGGCAGAUAAAGCAGCAAAAUGUGCUUUGAAGAGUGGAAAUAAGCACAUAAAUAUAAAUAUUAGCAAGUCAGAAGCUAAGGUGGUGAUAAAGGGACAGAUCAAAAAGAUGUGGCAAAAUCAAUGGAACAAAGAAACCAAAGGGAGAUAUCUGUUUAAAAAUAUUCCAUUAGUUGGAAAGAUAGGAACUGGAGGACGAAAUAGGAAAGAGGGGAAGGUUAUAACAAGAAUAAGGAAUGGUCACACUGGUCUAAACAGUUCUCUGUAUGAUUGGAAAGCAUAAUAAUGGAAAGUGUGAAUAUUGUGGAGAGGAAGAAACCGUAGACCAUGUUUUAUUGCAUUGCCAGAAGUAUGAUUCAGAGAGAGAAAUUUUAAAGAAUGCACUAAGAGAGAAUGGAGAGCAAAAUAUUAGUAAUAUUCUUAAAAAAUCUGCAGAUGAUAAGGGUUGGAGUCUACUUCUAGAGUAUUUAGGAUCAACAAGACUAA
Molecule: messenger RNA, 1257 nt
Organism: Sinocyclocheilus rhinocerous
Lineage: Eukaryota; Metazoa; Chordata; Actinopteri; Cypriniformes; Cyprinidae
Exons: 2
Coding region: 74-1054 (326 amino acids)
Molecular function (GO): nucleic acid binding; RNA-DNA hybrid ribonuclease activity
Source: RefSeq, a predicted model, not a curated record